ACUAAUCUCUGCAACCACUAAACUCUCUCUCUCUGCAAUGGAGGCUCUCUGUUUCGAAUAUUCACCCACUCCUCUAUUUGGCACCACACCGUGCCACUCACUGUUCCAAAAAACCAAAACCUUAACCAUAAACAAAGCCGAGAAGUCUCACAAAAACCAAGUGUCCAAUAUUACUGCAACGUUGACAAACCAAAAGGUUGAGAUCUUCCACAGGGCUUCAAAUCUGAAUUCUCAUAAAAAGACGAAGCUGCCUAAGCCCUCACAUAUCCCCCAGUUGAUGAGAGUUCCUGCUGAGUCGUUAGUUUAUGAGAGUGGCUUUCUAGGAGCUGUGCCAAAAAAGUUGGCGGGAGAGAGUCACAAUCACAACCACAAGGACAUCAAUUACUUGAAUGAGAUAUUGUUAUCUAAGGUUUAUGAUGUUGCGGUCGAGACGCCAUUGGAAUAUGCUUCAAAGCUCUCUGAGAAGCUUGAUGUUCAUAUUUGGCUCAAGAGAGAAGACCUUCAACCCGGAGUGUUCUCCUUCAAGCUACGGGGAGCUUAUAAUAUGAUGGCCAAGCUUUCAAGGGAACAGUUGCGCAAGGGAGUUAUUUGCUGUUCAGCAGGGAACCAUGCCCAAGGAGUUGCAUUAUCUGCACAAAAACUAGGUGUUGAUGCAGUGGUCGCCAUGCCUACCACAACUCCUGAAAUCAAACUGAAGACAGUAGAGAGGUUAGGUGCUACAGUUGUACUUGUUGGUGAGAGCUAUGCUGAAGCACAAGAAUAUGCAAAACAUCGGGCCAAAGAAGAAGGUCGAACGUUUGUACCUGGUUUUGAUCAUCCAGAUAUUAUAGCAGGGCAAGGGACUGUAGGAAUGGAGAUUGUUCGUCAAUUACGUGCUCCAUUGCAUGCCAUCUUUGUGCCUGUUGGUGGUGGUGGCCUAAUAGCUGGAAUUGCUGCCUAUGUGAAGUCAGUUUGUCCUGAGGUCAAAAUCAUUGGAGUGGAGCCAUAUGAUGCAAAUUCAAUGGCACUAUCACUCUAUCAUGGGCAGAGAAUUGUGCUAGAUAAAAUGGGAAAUUUUGCAGAAGGGGUAGCUAUUGAAGAGGUUGGGGAAGAAACAUUCCGGCUGUGCAGAGAACUGAUUGAUGGGGUAGUUCUUGUUAGCCAUGAUGCUAUCUGUGCAUCAAUAAAGGACAUGUUCGAUGAAAAAAGAAGCAUACUUGAACCAGCAGGGGCCCUUGCCAUUGCUGGAGCAAAAGCAUAUUGCAAAUAUUAUGGACUGCAGGAUGAAAAUGUUGUAGCAGUAACCAGUGGAGCAAACAUGAACUUCAAUAAACUUAGGUUGGUAUCCAAACUUGCUGAUGUUGGUUGGCAGCAUGAGCCUGAGGCUGUCUUCUUGACAAUUGUUCCACAGAAGAGGGAAAAAUUGGAACAGUUUUCCGGACUGGCGUGUGAUCAAUCAAGUAUAGAAAAUGAGAUUCUCUGUCGAUUUGUAAUCCCAGACAGGCCAGGUGUUCUGAUGAAAUUACUGAAUGCCUUCAAUGGCCGUUGGACUAUGAACUUGUUCCACUACCAAGGACAGGGUGAGAGUGGUGGAAAUGUAUUGAUGGGUCUCCAAGUUGUAAGCUCAGAGAUGGAUGAAUUUAAGGCUUUGGCUGACACUCUAGGAUGUGAUUAUGCAUUUGAAACUAGCAACAAAGCUUUGCAACUUCAGUUGCAUUAGUGGAUGACACUGUAUGUGCACUGAUUAUAUCUAAGCUGUUUAUACAAAGGGAAGUAAGGAGCCAAGGAAUGAAAUCAUCAGGAAAAAAAAAGAACGAGAAACUAAAGCUGGUGUCUCUAGCUGGAAGGAUCCCCUUCUAUUUAAACCUCCAAGUUCCUCCCAUUUUA
This is a messenger RNA of Quercus lobata, 1866 nucleotides long. Its product is annotated as threonine dehydratase 1 biosynthetic, chloroplastic-like. The record is from RefSeq and is a predicted model, not a curated record. The transcript has 7 exons. Gene Ontology annotation, molecular function: L-serine ammonia-lyase activity; threonine deaminase activity; pyridoxal phosphate binding. The coding region runs from base 38 to 1699 and encodes 553 amino acids. Gene Ontology annotation, biological process: L-serine catabolic process; L-threonine catabolic process. Lineage: Eukaryota; Viridiplantae; Streptophyta; Magnoliopsida; Fagales; Fagaceae.